CUCCACCUAACAGCCACUAAAAAAGUCAUCUUGAUGACUAACGAAAAUACAUUGAACUUGCCUUUUCUGCUGCAAUUCAUCUGGUCUGGUGUUUGCCAUUGGGAAUAGUAAUAGUCAUUCUUUGUCCACGCCAUUCUUAUUAAAUAUAAUAAUAGUCUCUGGAAUCUGUGUAUAACGGUAAGAAAGAUGGGUAAUGGAGAUCUAGAAGGAAAGGUGGAUUUGCCUCCUGGUUUCAGGUUUUUCCCCACUGAUGAAGAGCUGGUUGUUCAUUAUCUGUCCAAUAAAGUUGUCUCUCGUCCCCUGCCUGCUGUUGUUAUAGGAGAGGUGGACCUCUAUAAGUAUGAUCCAUGGCAGCUUCCAGAGAAGGCUCUGUUUGGAGAAAAGGAAUGGUAUUUCUUUACUCCAAGAGAUAGGAAGUAUCCAAAUGGGUCCCGUCCAAACAGGGCAGCAGGAUCUGGGUACUGGAAGGCCACUGGUGCAGACAAGCCCAUUACUAGUUGUGGAGGUAAGAAGAGAGUUGGUGUUAAGAAGGCUCUGGUUUUCUACAAGGGAAAAGCACCCAAAGGGUGCAAGACAAAUUGGAUCAUGCAUGAGUAUAGAAUGACAGAGAUCAACUUGACUGUAAGGAAGAAGGGCACUUUAAGAUUGGAUGAUUGGGUUCUGUGCCGCAUAUACAAUAAGAAAAGCAGCGCUGAAAAGCUAGCAGAGAAGAAGAUGAUGGCAGAAACACCAGCUAAGGAAGAAAUGGAGGAUGAGAAAGGGGAGGGGAAUACAUUCCAUUUAAGCCCAUCUGUAACAGCAGUUGCUUCUUCUUCCACUGACUGUGCUCUUUCAUCACCUGCCAUGAAUUUCAGCUCAGAGUAUCAGAUUCCAUUUUAUGAGCCCACCUCAAUGACAGUCACAACCACCAGACCAUCACCUCCACCUCCAUUACAGCUCAAUUCCAACACCAUGCAGGCUAACAACUUAAACUAUGCUCCAACUCCAUUCAACAGGCCUCUUAAUGAUGUGCAAAGCAGCCUUAAACUGGGAACCUUCGUGCCAAAGCAGCCAUCCUCUCAUUCCUUGUUCAAUCUCAGUUUCAAUCUGGAAGGCCUUCAGAAUACCAAUUACGUCCAGUUUGAACAGCAGACAGAAGGCUCCUUAAAGAACCCAUAUCAGGAGUACAUUGACAGCCUCUAUAAUUUGCAGAGGUGUUACCAAGGUUCUGAUACGAUACUGCACUGAUAUUCAUUCCUUCGCAUGCAAUCAUCUCUGUACAGCCAUAUAUCAUUGUAAACUAUGCCUUACCCAUUCUUUCUUUUCAGGACAUUUUUUCAAUAUUAAAUACCAUUUGCAAGCUUAAAUGUACAAGACUUCUCCAUCUUUUUAUCCCUCUUACCUGUCCCAAAAAAAUGGCAGAAAUAAGUGGGAACACUUCAUUAACUACUCAUAUUUGAACU
Cryptomeria japonica (Japanese cedar) is the source of this 1442-nucleotide messenger RNA. RefSeq names its product NAC domain-containing protein 2. The transcript has 3 exons. Gene Ontology annotation, molecular function: DNA binding. Gene Ontology annotation, biological process: regulation of DNA-templated transcription. The record is from RefSeq and is a predicted model, not a curated record. Bases 187 to 1227 code for a protein of 346 amino acids. NCBI's taxonomy places the organism in Eukaryota, Viridiplantae, Streptophyta, Pinopsida, Cupressales, Cupressaceae.